AUGGUCCUCCCCCUCCUAUCCCUCGCCUCCCUAGCCACCUCCAACUCUCUCCCUAUCACGGGCGCAGACUUUGACCUGAACGACCUCGUCUCCCGCGCGGCCACCAACAUCUACCUAGCGGGCGACAGCACCAUGUCCUCCUACAGUAGCGGCGCCAUCCAAGGCUGGGGGCAAUACGUGCAAUACUCCUUUCCUUCCUCGACCUACAAGGUCCAAAACAAAGCCAUUGGCGGCCGCUCCGCCCGAAGCUUCACACGCGAGUCGCGGUUCCAAGCCAUCGCCGACUCCGUCGUCCCAGGGGACUGGGUUAUCAUAGAGUUCGGACACAAUGACGGCGGCAGCUUGGGAUCGGGUACCGACAACGGGCGGACUGACUGUUUUGGCGACGGGGAGCAGACGUGCGCAACUACGUACGACAACGUGGCGGAGACUGUGCAUACGUUUCCGUGGUACUUGAAGGCGGCGGCGAAGUUGUAUCUAGCCAAGGGGGCGAAAGUGGUGUUGAGCACGGCGACGCCUAAUAAUGUUUGGGAGAGUGGGAGGUGGAGUUGGGGGCCGGAUCGGUUUUAUUACUAUAAUUGGCAUCUAGGCGGCCCUGAGGCAGGCGUCUACUUUGUCCCUCACGGCGAAUACGCUGCGCAGGCUAUGAAUAAUCUGGGUGCCUCUGUCGUCAACGCCAACUACCCCAACGACCACACACACACAGCCCCGUACCUCGCGGAUAUCAUGGCUGGGUCGUUUGUACUCGGCUUGAAGUGUGGGACGAGUGACCUGGGUGCUGCAGUGCUCAACUCAACUAGUUCGUUGACGAGCACAGUUCUGGGGCCAUGUAUUUCGCACAACAAUACUUUGAAUGCCUUGGGGAGGCGAGAAGCUUGGGGUUGGGGUGAGGUAGUGUCAUGA
Pseudomassariella vexata is the source of this 903-nucleotide messenger RNA. Its product is annotated as GDSL-like Lipase/Acylhydrolase. The coding region runs from base 1 to 903 and encodes 300 amino acids. Gene Ontology annotation, molecular function: hydrolase activity, acting on ester bonds. NCBI's taxonomy places the organism in Eukaryota, Fungi, Ascomycota, Sordariomycetes, Amphisphaeriales, Pseudomassariaceae. The record is from RefSeq and is a predicted model, not a curated record. The transcript is spliced from 2 exons.